Molecule: messenger RNA, 1704 nt
Organism: Exophiala aquamarina CBS 119918
Lineage: Eukaryota; Fungi; Ascomycota; Eurotiomycetes; Chaetothyriales; Herpotrichiellaceae
Exons: 5
Coding region: 1-1704 (567 amino acids)
Biological process (GO): transmembrane transport; nucleobase transport
Cellular component (GO): plasma membrane
Molecular function (GO): nucleobase transmembrane transporter activity
Source: RefSeq, a predicted model, not a curated record
AUGGGUGUCCUCUCUCGCUUUAACCUCGUCGCCAAAGGCGCAGAAGAGGUGAAAGGCAAGGAUGUUUGGCUGGACAAUGACGAUCUGCGACCACUCAAACUGAAGGAUCGCACGUGGACACAGGUCACAUAUUUCACUUUCUGGUUCUCGGCAGCUGCGACAGGCCCUCCUAACAGCAAAGAUAGGUAUGGCGCCUCUGCUGCCCAAGCGCUGGGUCUGUCAAUGUGGGAAUCUCUUGCGUGUUCAUUUGGGGGUCAGUGCCUCAUCGCCGUCGUCAUCACCUUAAACGGCCGUUCAGGAGCCGUCUACCAUGUGGGAUUUCCCAUCAUGAACCGCGCGGCCUUUGGUGUCUAUGGCGCUUGGUGGCCCACAUUCAACAGGGCUGUCAUGGCUAUUGUAUGGAAUGGUGUCAACGCCGUCCAAGGAGGACAAUGCGUUUACGUAAUGCUGCACGCGAUAUUCCCCAGCAUUGCACGCAUCAAGAACAGUAUGGGCCCAGGUUCCGCACUGACAAGCGCUGGCAUGAUUGGCUUUGCCGUGUUCUGGCUAGUGUCCUGCUUCUUCCUGGCAAUUCCUGUUCCCAAGAUGCGAAAGCUCGUCUAUGUCAAGCUGGUCGUGUUCGUCGUUUCAGCUAUGGCGAUGCUGGGCUGGACGGUCGGCAAAGCUGGUGGCUUGGGCCCGGUAGCACGCCAGGGUUCGACGGUCCAUGGCAGUGACAAGAGUUGGCUGAUUCUUAGAUUCUUCAUGCUCGGUGCGGCCAACUGUGCGACCUUCGCAAGCAACGCUCCGGACUUCCAGCGAUACGGCAGCCGAUCCAAGGACCCCAUCCUCGGCAACAUUGUCGGAUUCCCACUCGCGAAUCUGCUUGUCUCCCUCGUCGGCAACAUCGUCUGCGCAACCAGCCAGGUGAUCUUCGGCGAACUGGUCUGGAACCCAGUUGAACUGCUAGACAUGUUGCAAACCACGAACUACACCGCCGCCAACCGCGCGGGCUGCUUCUUCAUCGCACUCAUGUUUGUGUACAGCGCGAUGUUCUCGUCCAUAUUCGAGAAUUCGCUCCCCGCGGGCAACGACCUCGCGGCGCUGUUCCCGAAAUACAUCAGCAUCCGCAAGGGCUUCUACAUCUGCGCCGUGGUUUCCUUCGCCAUCAACCCGUGGUACCUACUGGGCUCGGCGUCCAUCUUCGUCUCGUUCCUGGCGUCUUACCAGAUCUUUCUCUCGUCGAUUACCGGCGUCCUACUAUGCCACUACUACGUGAUUUCCCGCGGCUACCUGCACAUCCCGGACCUCUUCACGUCUGACAAAGCCGGCGCUUACCACUAUACCAAAGGCUGGAACAUCCGCGCGUACGUCGCGUAUGUGAUCGGCGUGGUCCCCAAUUUCUACGGCUUCUUGAAUAACAUGGGCGUUGAUGCGCCGGUGGGUGUCACGAGGUUCUACUACUUUGCGUACUGGGUGGGCAUUUUCGUGAGCGGUGCCGUUUACUGGUCUCUGUGCAAACUGUAUCCUCCGGCUAUUAUGUACAAUAAGGGCUGGAUGGAGCCGAAGAACUAUAUCCGCCCCGAGGAGGAGGGUCAAGUGCAGGUCCUCGAGGGCCAAAGUACUGGUAGCGACGUGGAAGUUGCGGGAUCUAGAAACGAGAGCGGUAACGGAGAGAAAGCGGUAGCGAAACAGACCAUCACAGGCGUGGGUAGGGUCGAAUGA